CUCAGUGAUGAGUGGAGUUGACUCGCUCUCUGUCUAAAUCUUUCUCUCUAGAAAAAAUAAAUAAGAAAAUAUAUAAGCCGAGGAACUCCAAUGGGUUUGAUUCUCAGCUGAGCUUACUUUAACUUGUUUCUUUCUCAGUUUUAGAUCUGAGUCUUGAGUCUUAGGCGUCGCUCGCGGCUCUGCCCAAAAAAAAAAAAAAGAAAGAAAAAACCCAUAAAUCAAGAGAGAGUAAAAAAAAAAAAAAAAAAACCAAAGCUGAUCUAAAAAUCUUCCUUUGGUUCUCUUACUCUUUUAUCGGCUCUGAUCCGGCUCACUGUUUAUUUUCAGCGCCGAUCCGCUUCCCAAACUUCUUUUUUGUUUUUCUUUUCUCCCUCCAAAAAAAUUUUCCCUAUCUUUUUCUCUCUCUGAUUUUCUUUUUCUGAAUUCUCUUUUCUUAUUGUGAUUUUGUGGGAGAAACUCUCACGUUAUAGUUUCUUCUCUUCCUCAGCUAAGUUUCUAUUUUUGUUUUUUAUUUUUAUGGGGUUUCCUUGUUUGGAAUUGGGAGCUUUGGCAGGGAUGAUGUAGUUGGUGGGAGGAGUCUCCUCUUGGAGUUCUUCAUUUUCUCAUGAAUUUUGGGGCGGCAAUAGUGGGUGGAAAAACAACGACCCAAAUGGAGUGGGGUGUGAAUAAUAACACCUUCAAGACUUUCAAAGAUAUGGAACCAAAAUCUAUGAUGGACAUGGCAGUCAUUCCGAUUGAUCAGGUAGAUAUUGGAUUGGGUUCUUCAGAGAAGCCGAACGUUGUAAGUUCAGUAAAACCAAGAAAAAAGACGAUGACAUCAGUCUAUCUUAAGUUCUUUGAGACUGCUCCUGAUGGAAAAAGUCGCCGCUGCAAAUUUUGCGGACAGAGUUAUUCUAUUGCUACUGCAACUGGUAACUUGGGAAGACACCUUAGUAAUCGACAUCCAGGCUAUGAUAAGUCAGGGGACACUGUCACUAAUUCCACGCCACAGCCUGUAGCAGUAACUGUUGCCAAGAAACCUCAGUCACAAGCGAAAACAUCUCAAGUGGAUUAUGAUCAUUUGAAUUGGUUGCUCGUUAAGUGGCUUAUUGUAGCAGCUUUGCCUCCUUCGACAUUGGAAGAAAGAUGGCUAGCAAACUCCUAUAAGUUCUUGAAUCCAUUGAUUCAACUUUGGCCAGGUGACAAGUAUAAAGCAGUAUUUCACGAAGUAUUCAGGAGCAUGCAGGAAGAUAUAAGGGCAUCUUUGGUGCAUGUUUCUUCUAGGAUCUCCAUCACACUUGAUUUCUGGACUUCCUAUGAACAGAUAUAUUACAUGAGUGUAACAUGUCAGUGGAUCGACGAAAAUUGGUCGUUCCAAAAGGUGUUACUCGAUAUCUGUUACGUACCUUAUCCUUGUGGGGGUGCUGAGAUCUAUCACUCCCUAGUAAAGAUCCUUAAGAUGUAUAACAUUGAGAAUAGAGUCCUUUCUUGCACUCAUGAUAACAGUCAAAGUGCCAUCCAUGCCUGCCAUAGUUUGAAAGAGGAUUUGGAUACUCAAAAAUUGGGGUCCUUCUGUUAUAUUCCCUGUGCAGCUCGUUCUUUGAAUUUGAUCAUCGAGGAUGGGUUAAGAACGAUGAAACCAAUAAUCUCUAAGAUUCGGGAGUUUGUACUGGGGUUAAAUGCAUCCCCAGAAAUCUCUGAGGAUUUUAUUCAAUUAGCAGCAGCUUGUCAAGAAGGUAGUUGGAAGUUUCCACUCGAUGCUUCAGCACGAUGGAGUGGCAACUAUCAGAUGCUUGAUAUUGUCAAAAAGGCCAGCAAGUCUAUGGAUGCUGUUAUCAGGAAGUAUGAGGAGACGCUAGGCAGUAGGAUGUUACUGAGCUCUGCUGAAAAAAACGCAAUCAGUGUUGUCCAUGAAUAUCUGGAACCCUUCUACAAAACCACAAACAAUAUCUGCACAAACAAGGUGCCCACCAUUGGGUUGGUUCUCUUCUUCAUGGAUCACAUCUCCGAGAUGAUUGCUGCCUGCAGAGAAGCUCGUCAUUAUCCAGACUGGCUGAAGAAUGCUGCCGAAGACAUGGCCAAAAAGGCCAGGAGUUAUAAUAACCAGGUCUGCAACAUAUUCACUUACAUGACUGCAAUUCUGGAUCCUCGAAUCAAAGGAGAACUAAUUCCCGAGAACCUCAGCAAUGAGAAUUUUCUCGAGGAAGCACGAUCCCAUUUCAUAAGAAAUUAUUCGACUAGCCAUUUCCCAUCUAUGACUAGUGGAUAUGGCACUCAAGAUAUUGAAGAUGGGGGUAGUGUCUCGUUCGCAGAGGAAAUUGCACGAAAGAAACGAAGGGCAAGCAUGAGUAGUGCCACUGAUGAGCUCACUCAAUAUCUAUCAGAGUCUCCGGCUCCAAUACCAACGGAUGUUCUAGAUUGGUGGAAGGUCAAUAGUACUCGGUACCCACGACUUUCCAUGAUGGCUCGAGACUUUUUGGCUAUGCAACCAACUUCAUUGGUACCUGAAGAAAUAUUUUGUGGCAAAGGCGAUGAGAUCGACAAGCAGCGCCUCUGUGUGCCUCAUGACAGCACACAAGCUCUCCUUUGCGUCAGGUCAUGGAUUCUAGCUGGAAUGAAAUUGAAAUUCAAGUCAACUGAAAUAGACUAUGAAAGAUUAAUGGAAUUGGCAACAGCUGCUGCUACCGAUAACAGUAGAUUAGCUCAGAUAGGAAACAAAAGUAAGUAGAAAAGGCACAAAACUUGAAGAUGUACUCAAGAAGCUGUAAUUGUAACACAAUUGACCAUAAGCCAAGGAGGAUAUGACUACCACUGAGGUCACAUCUCCAUAUUGCUACUUUUUGACUUCCUCAAGUUGAGGAAUAAAUGUGUUCAUCAUUUAAAUAUUUAUUAUGUUGUGUAUGUAUUUGGUGAAGUUUUUCCAUAUUUGAAUGUACAUAUCAAAUUUGAGACAACCCUAAUCAGACAGGGAAGUAGUCAAUUAGUGCUAUUUCCUUAUUUGAGCGA
Morus notabilis is the source of this 2985-nucleotide messenger RNA. RefSeq names its product putative AC transposase. Lineage: Eukaryota; Viridiplantae; Streptophyta; Magnoliopsida; Rosales; Moraceae. The transcript has 5 exons. Gene Ontology annotation, molecular function: DNA binding; protein dimerization activity. The record is from RefSeq and is a predicted model, not a curated record. Bases 605 to 2707 code for a protein of 700 amino acids.